Leptinotarsa decemlineata (Colorado potato beetle) is the source of this 413-nucleotide messenger RNA. Its product is annotated as fatty acid-binding protein. Lineage: Eukaryota; Metazoa; Arthropoda; Insecta; Coleoptera; Chrysomelidae. The record is from RefSeq and is a predicted model, not a curated record.
GAGCCACUGAUGAGCAGGCCUCUGCUGGCGACAAAACUAGGGCAAUUAUGACAGUGGCCUUAGAUGGCGAUAGAGUUAGAAUCAAACUUGAAGGAUUCGGAGAAGAUAUUGAAAACCACUUCGUUUUGGGUCAAGAAUCUGAUGAAAAACUACAAAAAGGUAUCGUUUCGAAGACCACCGUCACAAAAGAAGGAGAUACACUGAAAUUUGUAGCGAAAGAAAAUGGGAGUGAGACCUAUUCCAGAUUGUACAAAUUCACCGACUCUGGAUUGGAAGUGAUUAUGAAUUUGGAAGGCUUCGAAGCGAAGAGAAUCUACAAGAGGCUAUGAAAGGACUUUGAUGCCACUGAGCAAAUUAUUGUAUAUUUACUUCUCAUAUUUUAUUUUCAGUGAAUUAAAAAACACUUAAAUCCA